This is a messenger RNA of Micromonas commoda, 819 nucleotides long. RefSeq lists its product with no specific name. Gene Ontology annotation, molecular function: catalytic activity; iron-sulfur cluster binding. The transcript has 2 exons. Lineage: Eukaryota; Viridiplantae; Chlorophyta; Mamiellophyceae; Mamiellales; Mamiellaceae. The record is from RefSeq and is a predicted model, not a curated record. The annotation marks the transcript as partial.
CUUUGCACAGGUCGCCUGCACAGUAUCGACACGUUCACGGCCGUCGACGGCCACGGGAUACGCGCCAUAAUCUUUCUCCAAGGCGAGUCGUCCAAAACCUUCCAUUUUCCACCAGCCGCUCCUCACCCCGUUCCCGACGCAGGGUGUUCGAAACGGUGCGUCUUCUGUUGCAACCCUGACUCUUGGAGCCCCGCGGGUGGGACCCUUAUGACCGUCGCUCAGGUGUUCAGACAGAUUGAGACGAGCAUUCCUUACUACCUCUCCAGUGGUGGUGGGAUCACCCUCAGCGGAGGGGAGUGCCUCCUGCAACCCCGGUUCAGCAAACAGCUCUGCGUGGAGGCCAGGCGAAGGGGUCUGACGGCGGCGUUGGACACCGCGGCGACGGGCACGGAACGAGACUGGGACCAGAUCCUGCCGCACGUCGACCUCGUGCUGCUCUGCGUCAAGUCCUCCGAUCCGCGAAAACACCAACUGAUAACCGGAUCACACGACACCAGGCCGUAUUACGCCACGCUCGCGUUCCUGGCGGCGACGCAGAGGCACAAAGUUCGAACGUGGAUCCGUUUCGUGUUGAUGUCGUUCACGUUCGGUGAUAUCGCCACCGACGACGAGGCCGAGUGCAAGGGAGUGGCCGCCAUCGCCAAGGCGCACUCCAACGUGGCUGGGGUGGAGAUACUCCCGUACCACAAGUUUGGCGUCUACAAAUGGGAGGAGAUGGGACUCGCGUACCCGCUCUCGGGCAUGGAGACGCCCUCGGACGAGACGCUUACGAGGGUCACCCGUUUGUUUGAAGCUGAAGGCAUCGAGGUGAUCGUCUAA